AGAAGGAGACCUUCCGGUCCGCAGGGGUUCGGCCGACCGCCAGGCUAGCGGGCCGGCUAGCGGACUGACUCGCGGGCCGCGCGGGACACACCUACUCGCCACUGCGGCUCGGGAGCGGGCUGGAGGCGCGGGCCCGAGGGUCUCGAGCUGGGAAAGGGGUCUCGUCCAUCACCUAGACAUGGAUUUAGAUGCUGUUACAAAGCAGUCAGCAUUACAUGCCAAGCCUGAUGGACUCACUCUUCAAUAUGGGACUGCUGGAUUUCGAACGAAAGCAGAACACCUUGAUCAUGUCAUGUUUCGAAUGGGAUUAUUAGCUGUCCUGAGGUCAAAACAGACCAAAUCUACUAUAGGAGUCAUGGUAACAGCAUCACACAAUCCUGAGGAAGACAAUGGUGUAAAAUUGGUUGAUCCUUUGGGUGAAAUGUUGGCACCGUCCUGGGAGGAGCAUGCUACCUGUUUGGCCAACGCUGAGGAACAAGAUUUGCCGAGAGUGUUGGUGGACAUUGGCGAGAAAGCAGCUGUGAAUCUGCACCAAGAUGCCUUCGUGGUGAUUGGUAGAGAUACCAGGCCCAGCAGUGAGAAACUUUCACAGUCUGUAAUAGACGGUGUGACUGUUUUAGGAGGUCAAUUCCAUGAUUAUGGCUUGUUGACGACGCCCCAACUGCACUACAUGGUGUACUGUCGAAACACCAGUGGCCAGUAUGGAAAGGCAACCAUAGAAGGUUACUACCAGAAACUCUCUGCAGCCUUUGUGGAACUUACCAAACAGGCCUCCUGCAGUGGAGAUGGCCAAAGAACACUUAAGGUUGACUGUGCGAACGGCAUAGGGGCCCUGAAGCUGAGAGAAAUGAAACACUACUUCUCCCAGGGGCUGUCAGUGCAGCUGUUUAACGAUGGGACCAAAGGGAAGCUCAAUCAUUUAUGUGGGGCUGACUUUGUGAAAAGUCAUCAGAAACCUCCUCAGGGAAUCGAAAUGAAGUCCAAUGAAAGAUGCUGUUCCUUCGAUGGAGAUGCAGACAGAAUAAUUUACUACUACCAUGAUGCAGAUGGUCAGUUUCAUCUCGUGGACGGAGACAAGAUAGCAGCACUCAUUAGCAGUUUCCUUAAGGAACCCCUGUUGGAGAUUGGAGACAGUUUGAGUCUUGGUGUCGUACAAACUGCAUAUGCCAAUGGAAGUUCAACACGCUACCUGGAAGAAGUUAUGAAGGUACCUGUCUAUUGUACUAAAACUGGUGUAAAACACCUGCAUCACAAGGCUCAGGAAUUUGACAUUGGAGUUUAUUUUGAAGCCAACGGGCAUGGCACAGUUCUGUUUAGUAAAGCUGCUGAAAUGAAGAUAAAACAACUAGCAAAAGAAUUAGAAGAAGAUAAGAAAAGGAAAGCUGCUAAGAUGCUUGAAAACGUGAUUGACUUGUUUAACCAGGCAACUGGUGAUGCUAUUUCUGACAUGCUGGUGAUUGAGGCAAUCUUGGCUCUGAAGGGCUUGACCGUACAGCAGUGGGACGCCCUCUAUACAGAUCUUCCAAACAGACAGCUCAAAGUUAAGGUUGCAGACAGGCAAGUUAUUAGCACCACAGAUGCCGAAAGACAAGCAGUUAAACCUCCAGGACUCCAGGAAGCCAUCAAUGAGCUGGUGAAGAAGUACAGGCUUUCUCGAGCUUUUGUCCGGCCCUCUGGUACCGAAGACAUAGUCCGAGUCUAUGCAGAAGCAGACUCGCAGGAAAAUGCGGACAGCCUUGCAUAUGAAGUGAGCUUGGCAGUAUUUCAGCUGGCUGGAGGGAUUGGAGAAAGACCUCAACCAGGUUUCUGAGGACAAUUUUUAUAUUUUUUAGAAACUAGACUUUUAAAAACUUUUUACAGGAUAAUAGUACUGCCAUUAUUGUGACAGGUUCAAACACAUAAUCAUAAGUGUUUAGUCUCUACCUUACUGGAUUAUUUCUAGAUCUGAUUAUUUUUCUUAAACAAACACUACCAGAAUCAUUCUUUAGAAAUAGGUAAGCCCUUAUACUUGUUUAAAUUUAGUUUUUUUUAAAAACUGAAAUUUACCCCUAAUAUCAAUCACACUAAUGUAAACUAUUGGAGCUUAAGUAUAUGAUUCAGUCAUUAACUUUAUAAUAUAUGCAAGGAAAAAUUCAUGAAGGCUGCUAGAAAAUUAAACUUUAUUUAUUACCAAUUCCAUAUGAUGUCUUUUCCGUCAUUGUCACCUCAGUCAUUUUGCAGUACUAAUACUCACCAUUGUUAAUACAAACGAGGAGGUUGGAGAAGACUUCAUAAAACCAAUUUUUUCAUAGCAGAGUCUCCAGAACAAUUCUUAGAUGACUUACCUCUCUUCAGUUAACAUCACCAGGAAUUUGGAAUUGUGACUGUGGAGGCUGUAUACACCUGUACUCCGUACCGAGGUUGAGAUGCUCGUGCUACACUUACAAGGAAGGAUGUGUGGCCCAGGCUUCAAUUAUUCAUUACUCCUCUUAGUGAAGGUAUGUGGGAGAAGGUAUGUGGGAGAAACGAGUUGUAAUACAUUACCAAGCCUCUGACAGAGAAGUGAUGGCUUUCUGAUACUAGAAUGUGGGUUAAUAAGGUAAAGAAAAAAAAUCCCCAACCAAUCUAAAUUAAACAAAGCCUGAAACCAAUAGAAAAAAUGUGCAGUGUGUAUUUGGCAGGUUUAAGACAACUCAGGACAGUAAAACAAUGGACCAUAAUGGACUAUUUAUGUAUAUAUAGAUCUCUCUUAGGCACCAUAAUCAAUAUGCGCCCGUAAUAUUUAAGCUUGAUUCAGGCCACAGUCAGACAUUCGUUCUUAUUUACAAAUAUUUAACUUAAAUACAACCUGAAACGUGUUUCGUUACAUACAAAAAAAAAAAAAAGAAAACAAAAAGAAACUAUACAACUCAGAGCAAUGUUUGUUUUAAAUAAUUACAUUUACAUUUAAACUAAAUGGAACCACUAUGUUGCUCAAGUUUUUAUCACCCCUUCCAGAAAAUCUUUUUCUACCAUCUCUUCUAUUUUUUGCCUGGCUUUGCUGGAAAAUGGUUUGUGGUUUUCCAGCUUCAUGUCCUUGCUCGGGAAGGUGUUUGAGUAGAGGACGGGGCUCCCUGAGUGUCCUGCGCAUCGGCUGGUGACUUUGCUGUUGAAGACUUGGCUGAGCACGUUGAAGAAUGGCAGGAGCUGCUCAAGGCUGCGCACCGUGCAGACGGUGAGCAGCAAGUGCCCCGGCUCCCAGCCCAGCGCUCUCCCUGAGUUGUCCUCCUCCGGGUUUUUCUGCAGAAAACAAAAAGGCGACUGUUCCCAACAGACGAUGCAGUAUGUGAGGAAACUUAAAAGAAUAUAAGCAUCAGCAAACAGAGUUAAGAAAUGAAUACAAGUGAUGACAUUAAGUCUCCAUUCCAGACUUGCUAAAAUGUUUGCUUCUAACUGAGGCCUUCUGGUGCCAAUUAUUAAUUGUACAUUGAGGGUCUAACACUUUAGUAAUAUUUUCCAACUUGAAUGCACAAGUAAGCUUAGUUAUUAGCUGAAUUAGUUUUGCAUAGGGACUGUCAAAUCCAAAAGUUCAUGUUGUGCUUUGCAUAUACUCAAAAAGCUCCCAGAUUUCUGGAUCCCCACUAAUGUAUCCAGGGACUAGGUCAAAAUGACUGAAGAAGGGACAGAGAGUCUUACACAUUUCACUACUAGCAAGUCAGUCAAUUACCUUGUGGCCAAAUGGCUUAAACUUGCCACAAGACAGCAGCAGAGUCCACAGUGAAUUGUUACUAUCAGCACAGAGAAAGGAAAGGAACUCCCAGGAGAGACCCUGCCAUGCGCUUCUGUGUUGUGCUCAACUACACGGGAGCAAAGCUGGACCUGGAGUCAGAAUAACGCCAGGGUCAGGGCCCUGGCUCUGCCGCUUGCUUACUGUGGGUGUCCUGGACAAGUACAGAACAGUUCCUCACUUAUAAGAUGGGGCGAUGAAGAGAAUGUAUGUGAAAACUCUUGUCAACUGCAUUAACACGACAAUUUACGUACUUCAAGUAGCUACUUUGAGAAGCCAGCUAAACUACACACACAGCUGUAGACAUCGGUCUAUCUAGAGAAAGUUCUGAGAGAACUGAAGAUGUCUGAACUGGGGCAGAAUCAUAGAUUUGAAAACACACUGAGUAAGAAGAUAAGACAAACAAUGAACUAGAGAGAAAAAACUAGCAAGUGGGACUUAGGAAGCAGAAUUAUAGUCUGUCAUAUUUGUUAACAAAUGGAGUUUGCCUUCUAAGAUGAGAUGUUGCUGAGAAACUUGCAUUGUUCACUUAAUAUUUUAAUAUCACUAGUUUCCUAGUGGAGAAAACAGAUGCAAAAUCCAGCUUAUUUUCUUGUGUGUGCUUACAAUGUUUGCUUAUUUUAAAAUAAAAUCCUGUUUUAAA
Molecule: messenger RNA, 4388 nt
Organism: Lagenorhynchus albirostris (white-beaked dolphin)
Lineage: Eukaryota; Metazoa; Chordata; Mammalia; Artiodactyla; Delphinidae
Gene: PGM3
Product: phosphoglucomutase 3
Exons: 13
Coding region: 179-1810 (543 amino acids)
Biological process (GO): UDP-N-acetylglucosamine biosynthetic process; carbohydrate metabolic process; hemopoiesis
Molecular function (GO): phosphoacetylglucosamine mutase activity; magnesium ion binding
Source: RefSeq, a predicted model, not a curated record